UAAUGCUAUUUUAGUGUUGUUCUGCAGGCAUUGCUGUAUAGGCUUGCUGGUGACUAUAAUCCUUUGCAUUCAGAUCCUAUGGUUGCGAAAAUUGCAGGGUUCUCACGCCCAAUAUUGCAUGGGUUAUGCACACUCGGGUUUGCAGUAAGGGCAAUCAUUAAAUGUCUCUGCCGAGGAGACCCAAACUUGAUCAAAAACAUAUCCGCACGGUUCCUUUUGCAUGUGUACCCUGGAGAAACUUUGAUCACUGAAAUGUGGCUUGAAGGCUUAAGGGUUAUAUAUCAGGUGAUGGUGAAAGAACGAAACCGGGCUGUGCUAUCUGGCUAUGUGGAUGUCCAUCGUUUAACUUCAGCAUUGUGAAUUAGUUUAGUGCAUAAUAAACAUACAGACCUUUGAUUCUAUUUUCAUGUGGUCAAAAUAAUACUUUCUGGAAUUUGUUGUCGAAAGAGGGCGUGUUCAGUAAGUGGCUAUAAAAGCCUAAUAUUGUUGUUUAAAUCAUGACCAUCCAUUCUCCAUCCAACAGCUCGAAAUUUAUCACGUAUCCCACUUGAUAUAAAAUGAUAAAAUAUUAUUUAAAUUUUAAAAAUAAAUAUAAAAUAAAAUAAUUAAAAAAAACUUAUUAAAAAACAUGGGGUGGCUCGGCCACCCCAUUUUGCCCUAGGGAUGGCCGAUGCCACCUCAUGGGGCCUUAGGGGGUGGUUCGGCACCUCAUGGUUAUUGUCUGAGAUCCCAAUCUUCAGUUAAAUACUUUUUGAUUCAUUAUGAAUUGAAGAGGAUUUGGAUCCUUAAGAGAAAGCCUCUUAAUUGAGUGGAAGGCUCAUUUGUCCCAACAAAUACAAAUAAUAACACUAGGAGAAAAAUUCCCCAAUUAUUGGGAAUUCCGAAUUUCCGACCCCCAAGAAAAAGAUGUUCACAUUUGGAGAAGAAACCAAAAUGGGCUCCGGAUCCGUUACUUAUUAGGAGAAAAAAACCUAGUAAAUAGAAGGUAAGACUUUGCCUUGCCACAAGGGACGUUCCGUCAACUUCUCUAUCCAAUCCGACAGGAGUACUUUUUAUAUUAUUUAUAGUUUUGGGGAAUCCGAUAACUCAAUUUCGGUCUGGAUACAUUUGCUUUUACAGCGCUUCGGAGGAAUUAAGCACUAUCACGGCCACUGAUGGCGGACACUGCAGAAUUUGAUCCCGACCUAAUUCGUUCUUACAAAUUCCCUGAGACGACAUACACCUACACCGAAAGAGAUGUAGUGCUCUAUGCCUUGGGCGUUGGAGCGUGCGCGCGGGACGCCCUUGAUGUCGACGAGCUUAAGUAUGUUUACCAUGAAGGUGGGCAACAAUUUGUUCAGGUCUUGCCAACAUUUGCUGCUCUAUUUUCGAAUGGAAAUCUUAUUAAUCUGCCAGGGUUGCAAUUUGAUCCACGUCUUCUACUGCAUGGACAGCAAUACAUAGAAUUACACAAGCCAUUUCCUUCAAGUGCAUGUAUAUACAAUAAAGUCAGUCUUGCAGGAUUGCAUGAUAAAGGUAAAGCAGCUAUUCUUGAGAUCGAGACAAAAAGCUAUGAGAAAGAGUCUGGUGAAUUAUUAUGCAUGAACCGGAUUACUUUCUUUCUGCGGGGUGCUGGUGGCUUCUCAAAAUCAUCUGAGCCGUAUUCCUACUCAAACUAUUCAACCGACAAGGUUUCAGCUGUGAAAAUCCCAGAAAGUCAACCAUUUAUGGUGUUUGAGGAUUGUACCCAACCAUCUCAGGCAUUGCUGUAUAGGCUUGCUGGUGACUAUAAUCCUUUGCAUUCAGAUCCUAUAGUUGCAAAAAUUGCAGGAUUCUCACGCCCAAUAUUGCAUGGGUUAUGCGCACUCGGGUUUGCAGUAAGGGCAAUCAUUAAAUGUCUCUGCCGAGGAGACCCAAACUUGGUCAAAAACAUAUCAGCACGGUUCCUUUUGCACGUGUACCCUGGAGAAACUUUGAUCACUGAAAUGUGGCUUGAAGGCUUAAGGGUUAUAUAUCAGGUGAAGGUGAAAGAACGAAACCAGGCUGUGCUAUCUGGCUAUGUGGAUGUCCAUCGUUUACCUUCAGCAUCGUGAAUUAGUUUAGUGCAUAAUAAGCAUACAGACCUUUGAUUCUAUUUUCAUGUGGUCAAAAUAAUACUUUCUGGAUUUUGUUGUCGAAAGAGGGCGUGUUCAGUAGUGGCUAUAGAAGCCUCAUAUUGUUGUUUAUAAUAGCAUACAAGAAAGAGCCUUUGAUAAUAUGAGGGUACUCAUUUGUCAUGAGCUUUCUCAUCUCUUAAAAUUAGUGUUUAAAAUUCAAUUCUGAUCCUCUUUCACAA
Messenger RNA from Corylus avellana, 2314 nucleotides. The record is from RefSeq and is a predicted model, not a curated record. Lineage: Eukaryota; Viridiplantae; Streptophyta; Magnoliopsida; Fagales; Betulaceae.